AUGCAAGUGAAACAUCGGUCAAAGAGGCCUCUUACAACCAGCCCAGUGCCGGAAAGGGGCAGGGCGCUGGGGAGGCGUGGGUUCGAGCGGUCCGGGCUGCCCCGCUACAUAGGGACUUCUUUAGCCUCCACCCCUCAGACACUCAGAGCCAGCCUGCCCCUGGGCUCUUUCGCUUACUGCCCCCCCCCCCCCCCCUCCCUGCUCUCCUACCGCUUCCCUAUGGAGCAGGGAGGCAAGAUCUACUAUGAUGGCAUGGGACAGGAGCUGGCGGACAUUCAAGGCGCCCUGCACCUGACGAUCACGCACCCUGAGUUUUACUCAUACGUAGACGAGGGCCUGACUGCUGGGAAUAUGCGCAGCGAGAUCCUAUUCAGGGCGCCGCUGCCCUCCUUCCUGUCGCUGGUGGACUGCAGAGAGGAGCAGAGGUGUCUGUUCCAGAACUUUGUUAUCUCCUAUGCAGACAUGCUGGCCCAGCAGUCCACCAGUAAAGUGAAGGUGUUGUACGGAGGCACUGAGCUGUUUAAUUACGAGGUCAGACGCACCUUCCACAAUGACAUGCUGCUGUCCUUCAUCAGCGGUGCCUGCAUCAUGCUGCUUGUCUGCAUCCUCACAUCCUUCUCAGACAGAAUGAUCCACACCGUCGGCAAAGCCACCUUCUUCACCUCCUUCACCACAGCAGCAAAGUACGCAGCCAACACCUUCUCACAGCUGCCCUGCCCAGUGCGUGAGGAAGAAGCUGUGCCUGUCCCAGGUUCAGGUGUUGCAGAGGAUAUUCUGCUUCACUCCGUGGUUUUGGAAAAUGUCCCAUCCCAGUUGGAGCAGCACAGUCUAGGUUUCAUCAGCUCCCACAUACUGGGGGCGCUGCAGCGCUGGGUGGCUCUUCCUGUCAUUGUGGGUUUGUGUGUGAGAGACUCCCUCUCUCUUUGUCUCUCCCCAGGGCUGUUCCAGCAGAAGCCCCACCCCCUUCAUGACAACAUCCGCACCUGUCCCUCGGACAAGAAGAGGAACCAGAGCAGGCCUGUCCCUCCUGGGGUCAGCGUUCUGGAGGACUGA
Molecule: messenger RNA, 1053 nt
Organism: Polyodon spathula (Mississippi paddlefish)
Lineage: Eukaryota; Metazoa; Chordata; Actinopteri; Acipenseriformes; Polyodontidae
Gene: disp3
Product: dispatched RND transporter family member 3
Source: RefSeq, a predicted model, not a curated record